GCGAACUACUUGUACACUACCACUGCCGCCACCGCUUUCAUCCAUCGCAAUGGCUUCCCUCUCUUUCUCCUCCUCCGUCUCCUCCCCCACCCCCUUCCUCCGCCCCUCCGCAUUCCUCCUUCGCCCCCGCUCCGCCCGCCUCCCCCUCGUCCAAGCCAAGAUCCGCGAGAUCUUCAUGCCCGCCCUCAGCUCCACCAUGACCGAGGGCAAAAUCGUCAGUUGGGUCAAAUCCGAGGGCGACGUCCUCUCCAAGGGCGAAUCCGUCGUCGUCGUCGAAUCCGACAAGGCCGACAUGGACGUCGAGACCUUCUACGACGGAAUUCUCGCCGCAAUCGUGGUCAACGAGGGCGAGACGGCUCCCGUCGGCGCCGCGAUUGGCCUUCUAGCCGAGACCGAGGCCGAAAUCGCCGAAGCUAGGGCUAAAGCCGCCGCGCAGUCGCCCUCCGCGCCGCCGCCGGCGGUCGAGGAGCCGGCUCCUGUUGCUCCGAGAGCUGAAGCUCCAGCUCCAGCUCCGGUGGCCGCUGUGACGCCGGGGAAGCUGGUGGCGACGCCUUUCGCGAAGAAAUUAGCGAAGCAGCAUAAGGUGGAUAUCACUAAAUUGGUGGGGACGGGGCCGUUCGGUAGAGUUACGCCGGAGGAUGUGGAGAAAGCGGCUGGAAUCGCGCCGGCGCCAAAGGCAAAUGUGGUUGCAGCGGCGGCGCCUGUGGCUCCUGCAGCGGCAUCUCCGCCUAAGGCUGCAGCGAGUUAUCCUGAGAUCCCAGGGGCGAAAAUAGUGCCGUUUACGACAAUGCAGGCGGCGGUAUCGAGGAAUAUGAUCGAGAGUCUCUCCGUGCCGACUUUUAGAGUUGGUUAUCCCAUUGCAACGGAUGCGCUCGAUGCUCUGUAUAAGAAGGUGAAGGCAAAGGGUGUUACCAUGACUGCCUUGUUAGCAAAAGCUGCAGCAAUGGCACUGGUUCAACAUCCGGUGGUGAAUGCAACGUGUAAAGAUGGGAAAAGCUUUACUUACAACAGCAGUGUAAAUAUCGCUGUGGCUGUGGCCAUGGAUGAUGGGUUGAUCACACCAGUGCUUCAAGAUGCGGAUAAGUUGGAUUUAUAUCUAUUGUCUAAGAAGUGGAAGGAGCUAGUUGAAAAGGCACGAGCGAAGCAACUUCAGCCCCAAGAAUACAAUUCAGGGACUUUCACAUUAUCUAAUUUGGGCAUGUUUGGAGUGGAUAGAUUUGAUGCUAUACUUCCUCCAGGACAGGGAGCUAUAAUGGCUGUGGGGGCAUCAAAGCCUACCGUUGUAGCUGACAAAGAAGGGUUCUUCACCAUUAAAAACCAGAUGCUGGUGAAUGUUACAGCUGACCACAGAAUAAUAUAUGGUGCUGACUUAGCUGCCUUCCUCCAAACAUUCGCGAAAAUCAUCCUGAACCCCGAAAGCUUGACAAUGUAGACGAAAGAUGGCUGGUUAGAAGUCUUGCAGGGCAUUACACUGAAUAAAGUGAAGCCAACUGAAGAGUCUAGUGUUUGAUUCUUUGCCUCUGAUAUUAUACUCUUGCAAUCAAAUUUAUUGAAGGCAGUUUUGAAUCGUCUAUUUGAGGAGGAUGAUGUCCAUUUCCCAAAUUUUUUAUGAAAUUGAUGCAGAAGGUUUUCUUAUAA
This is a messenger RNA of Salvia splendens (bonfire salvia), 1638 nucleotides long. RefSeq names its product dihydrolipoyllysine-residue acetyltransferase component 4 of pyruvate dehydrogenase complex, chloroplastic. Gene Ontology annotation, cellular component: chloroplast envelope; pyruvate dehydrogenase complex; chloroplast thylakoid. Gene Ontology annotation, biological process: pyruvate decarboxylation to acetyl-CoA. The record is from RefSeq and is a predicted model, not a curated record. The transcript is spliced from 6 exons. The coding region runs from base 50 to 1432 and encodes 460 amino acids. Gene Ontology annotation, molecular function: dihydrolipoyllysine-residue acetyltransferase activity. Lineage: Eukaryota; Viridiplantae; Streptophyta; Magnoliopsida; Lamiales; Lamiaceae.